Messenger RNA from Aspergillus ibericus CBS 121593, 2487 nucleotides. RefSeq names its product purine and uridine phosphorylase. Gene Ontology annotation, biological process: nucleoside metabolic process. The coding region runs from base 71 to 2428 and encodes 785 amino acids. The transcript has 7 exons. Gene Ontology annotation, molecular function: catalytic activity. Lineage: Eukaryota; Fungi; Ascomycota; Eurotiomycetes; Eurotiales; Aspergillaceae. The record is from RefSeq and is a predicted model, not a curated record.
CCCCUCUUGCGUCCCACAGUACCAUGGCUGACAGCUCAACCACCGACCGGCCAUAUUAUAUCCUUGAAAUAUGAAUCCCGAAAGGCUGAAAAGACAUGCCCCAUGCCAGUCACUCGAUGAGAGCUGGAGAAAGCGACAACGCAUUUCCCCGCCUGCCUCCCCCACGCUAUCCCCUCGCUGCUACAACCCCUUUCAAGCACAACCGGCUGCGCUCUCUCAAUGUCUACCUCGAAACAAUCGCAAAUCACUCUCUCAUGAUGACUACACAAUCGGGUGGAUCUGCGCUCUCGAGGUUGAGCUGGCAGCCGCAGAGGCAAUGCUGGAUGAAAUACAUCCGACCCUUCCUCGAGUUGGGAGCGAUCCGAAUGCGUACAACCUUGGGAGAAUCGGGAGGCACAAUAUCGUUAUCACCUGCUUGCCCACGGGAGGCAUGGGAACAAACAGCGCUGCGACUGCGGCGGCUAACCUUCUUCGAAGCUUCCCGAAGGUACGGUUUGGGCUGAUGGUUGGCAUUGGUGGCGGUGUUCCUGGGGUACCUAGUGACGAUCCAGAGGAGGAUAUCCGGUUAGGAGAUAUAGUGGUUAGCAAGCCUACGGACUCAUUGGGUGGUGUCAUACAAUAUGACUUCGGCAAAGCCACCAUGGAAAACGAGUUACAGCGCACCGGAUGGCUCAAUGCGCCUCCUCAUGAACUCCGAACUGGCGUAUUGAAGCUACAGGCACGACAUCGCAGGGAAGGAAGUCUGACUUCUCACUUUCUUGCAGAGAUGCUGGAUCGAUAUCCGCGAAUGGCGAAAGAGUUUCGUCACCAGGGUGCUGAGCAGGACAGGCUGUUUCAUGCAGACUAUGCUCACGAGGAGAAUGAGAAAGAGUGCACCAGCUGUGACCCCACUCAGGCAGUAAUGCGAAAGCAACGCGAGAACAAUGAUCCCGUUAUCCAUUACGGUCUGAUAGGAUCGGCAAAUAGAGUAGUCAAAAGUGGUACUGUUCGAGAGAGACUACGCCAAGAGAUGAAGAUCCUUUGUGUAGAGAUGGAAGCAGCCGGACUCAUGAACAACUUCCCUUGUUUGGUGGUGCGAGGCAUUGCCGACUACGCGGAUACUCACAAGAACAAGCGCUGGCAGCCGUACGCCGCUGCAACGGCUGCAGCAUAUACGAAGGAGCUUCUUCAGGUGAUUCCUGCGGUGGAUGUUGAGUGCAUGACUGAGGCUGCCAAAUUACCAGGGAUACUGCGCGAGGAAUUCGAUAAUGUCAAUGCUAAGCUUGACUCUCUAAUACAAGUUGCGCGACGAUCGAGUGACAAUACAGACUUGGCGCAACAGUUUCGGACUGAAUCAGUAUCGCAGAUGCAAAGGAUGGAGGAUAAACUCGAGCAGCUGGUCGAUUAUAUGGAAGAAAGUCGCUCGGUACCCCCACCACUUAAGAUCCUGUUUCGAAAGAUACGAAGAUCUGGCGACAGCCGGAAGGAAUCACACAGGGGUGAUAUGGGGGAUCCUGUGGCUGAAAUUCAUAACUGGCAGCAUAUAAUAACGCCAGGCACCAAGAUCAUCAUGGAUAUCACAUUUAGGCGUGGGAAGACCUCCCAAAAGCAUACCUGUCCUUGGUGCCAUGCAGUGCACAGCGAGACAGUGCCACAAAAUAAGCGGGUGACAUGCCACAAUUGUCGGCUAGAUUUCAACAUUGAAGAGGCAAAUCGUGUGGUUGAGCUGCCAGAUGAUGAUAAUCAUACUAUCCCAAAACGGAGCCGCGAUGGGCAAAGUACUGUUUUUCAAGGUAGCAGGCAAGAAACAAUUCCUGGAAAGAGCUAUAUUUAUCAGGGUACUCCGUCGUUAGCUGGUUCAUCCAUCAUGUCCACGCCUUCAAACGCCAUCGCCCCGACCACAGACGCGGAGAGCCAUGGCAGUUCAAAUGCGAUAGCAUGUGACAAUAUACUAAGCGAGCUGUUCAAGGGCGUUGACAUGACGUCCUUUAGCAACUUGAUGGAAUCAUGCUUACACCAUCCCCUUAGUCACACGGAACCAGCACCAGGCCCAGAAUUGGCUUUCAACGUGCAAGCAACAAAUAGAUAUGAAGCUGAGGAUUGGCCACUAGGAGCCCCUGCAAGUGAAUCAGAAUCGACACAUUCAGUUUCUACGACCGCCAAUGCACUGACUAGUAAUACACAGCUAGAAAAUGCGUUUGCGUCCUUCAACCACAAUUUCUUCGACGUUAUUACCGAUGACGUACUCAAUAACAUUCUGGCGGAGAUGUCCUCAUCGACAGCAGGUCCAUGGUCUGAAGACCCCUUUACAGACACCGCUUCCUUGUCUGGCGCGAGUCUACCUUUGGAUGAGAAACCAGUAACAUACCCGGGAGAAGUUCCAAGUGAUGUGUUAACAGAGAACGAGGUUCAUCGAAGUACACAAAUCAGGCGUGGAGGACCGACAUGAGUACUACAUACAAUUGCUUAGAUCUAAGAGAAAGCUAUAUAAUGACAUUUUCUCCAUCG